AUGGCGGCCAAGAGACGCUGCAGAGCCGCCUGCGUCACGUGCCAGCCGUUCCUUUGCCCCCGCCCCUUUUCCGCCGGCGAGACGGGACGCGCCGUGCACGCAAAGCGAAAGAGGGGGGGGGGAAAUGCGCGUCGAGAAAGAGGGCGGUGGCUACGGAGACGCCGCUUCCGCCCGGGCCCAAGAUGGCGGCGCCCUUUGUCUGUUCCGUGUCACUCUGAGCGCCGCCGCCGCCGCCGCCGCCCGGGAUUAUGUGACGCGCGCCGGAUAGCAGGUGCGGGGUGGUGGUGGGGGCGGGGGGAGGGUUCGUGGAAGGGGAGGGGCCGGGAAGGGGAGGGGCAGGAAGGCAGCCGGGGUGGGGGGGCUGCCUGUCAGGGGGAGGGGGCUGCCAGCCAGCAGGUGGGGGGAAUUCAGGGGGCCGGGGGCUGCCUGUAAAGGGGGGCGGGGAGCUAAUGAGGGGCAUUGAAAGAGGCGGCAAGCUGGUGGGGGGUUGGGGGGCCGGAGGGGAGAAGAAACAAGCAGGGGGGCAAUCGGGGUGUGUGCAGUGGGGGAUCGAGGUUAAGGGGGCGUCCAGGAAAGCGAGCAGUGGAAGGGGGAGAGGAGGAAGGGGAUAACUGAGGGCGCUGCCCGCCUGUGGAGGCCAAUUGCCCCCCCAACACACACACACACACACACACACACACUCCGAGUGUCAGGUGCGGAAAUUCAGGUCAGUAACAUUUGUAUUGUGUUUGGAAAUACAAUUUGGAAUUUAAAAAUAGAAAAAAAGAAAUGUGGGGUGGUGGGACUUACUUGUUCAGGGUGGGGGGAGAGACACAAAGGUCCAGUUAGGAUUAUUUCUUGUUCCCCUUUUUUUUGGUGAGGGGCAGGAAGCCUGUGACAGAGUUGACUUGGGGGUUCAAAGCGUAUUCGGGUGAGGGGAAGGGGCUGUUGCUCAGUGGUUGGAGCAUGGCAUGCAGAACGCCCCAGGCUCAGUCCCUGCUGGCAGCAUCUCCAGGUGGGGCUGGGAGAGAGACCCUUGCUUGAAACCCGGGAGAGCCUUUGCUGCCUGUCCACUUUCUGCGUUGUGGUGGUGGGGCAGGUGAUGGGUGCUCUUAAUGGGGUGGGAUGGGGAGUUUGGCCCCAUGAAGGAGGAGAUUGAAGGUGUUGGAGGAGGGGAGCUGGGGUCAAGUCCCUCCUGGGCCCCAGACCAAAGACAUAAGACAUCUCAGCCUGUCUGAGUGUCUGUAAAAUGGGAACAAGCUGAUUUGCCUCGUCUUGAGAGCAGCAACACUUAAGGGCAGCAGAGCCCAUUGCAAAUACACAUCCUAGAAAAAGAGGAUAUAACUGGAAGGGUCAGCCUGUUUGGAAUGACAGCUGUCAGACUUCUUCAGAUGUGCCUCAGGAUUAGUGUGUUGAUUUGCUUCAGGGGGAUCCGGCCUCACUUUUGCUGGGCUGUUCCUGGAAAGGAAGGAGAUGCCCUAUACUGAAUCCCAUUGUUGGUUCAUCUAGCUCAGUCUACACUGACUGGUACCAGUUUUCCAGCAUUUCAGGCAGGAAUAUCUCUCGGCCUUACCUGGAGGCACCACUGUGGAUUGAACCUGGGGCCUUCUGCAUGCCAAGCAGGUGCUCUCCAACAUUGCUAAGCCCCAUCCCCUUCUGUUGUGCAGAAGUGGUUGUCAACAGAAUUGUGAAGUUGGAAGGUACACCUGAGGAUUAUCUAGUCCAACCCCCUGCAAUGCAGGUAUCAAAACUCAAACAUCCAUGACGGAUGGCAAAGGCUUGGAACUGCAUGCUGCUUUUCUUCGGCUGGGCAGGGCAUGAUUCGUGGGCCAGAGGGAAGCCUGCAUAGCCAGAGGAGGGGCAUCUGUGCUCAAGGGCCUCCUGCCUCUCUCCCCGCAGCCAUGGAUUUCCCUCAGCACAGCAAGCAGGUGCUGGAGCAGCUGAACCAGCAGCGGCAACUGGGUCUGCUGUGUGAUUGCACCUUUGUGGUGGAUGGCAUCGACUUCAAGGCCCACAAGGCAGUGCUGGCUGCCUGCAGCGAAUACUUCAGGAUGCUCUUUGUGGACCAGAAGGACGUGGUGCACCUGGACAUCAGCAACGCAGCAGGUGGGCCUAGCGGCGGAUGGGGUUGCGGGAUAUUAUCCCGUGCCUGAAAUGUAGGGUUGAGCUGCGUCCUAGCUGGCCAAUAUAACAGUUGCAAGGGGCCCAAAUGACCACCAGGUCCUGAAGCAGCCAGCCUAGGCUGUGCAGGUGUCCCACAGGAAGGGGCCUGCAGAGCUGAUUGAUUGCAUUAUAUCCAGCCUUUUUCUCUAAGGAGCUCAAGGUGGUUUGCGUGGUUCCCCCCUCCUCAAUUAAUCACCACAACAGCCCUAGGUUAGGCCGAGAAGCAGUGACUGGCCCCCAGGGUCCCCCAGUGAGAGCUUUAUGAAUGAGCAGAGAUUUGAACCCUGGUCCCUCCCAGAGUCCAGUCAAAGUCUCUUAAGGAGUACAGGUAAGUUAAGCAAGGUGAGUCCAGAAUGAAUGGCUCCAGGUGAGUUGAGCAAGGGACCCACGUUGCACGCCUCAUGCAAGGCAAACAGCAGCAAGCCCCCUUCUGAAAACUAUGGGGCAAGUUGUACCCUCCCACCUCUGGGCCAGAGAUAGAAGGCAGAGUCAGGCUUGAGCAAAAACCACCUUGGGGGAUGUAUGACUGGGCCCUGGCGGUGCCUCUGGUCCACCCAGUACCUUGUCCCCCAAUGUCCCUGGUGCACCCCCGGAAAAGUAGCAGUGGGUGCCUCCUUGGUCCCCAGAAGGAGCCUAGAGAUUUCUUUUAAGUUUCGAGGCAGCAUAUAAAUUAAAAGGUAAAGGUAAAGGGAUCCCUGACCAUUAGGUCCGGUCGUGGCCGACUCUGGGGUUGCGGCGCUCAUCUCGCUUUACUGGCCGAGGGAGCCGGCAUACAGCUUCCGGGUCAUGUGGCCAGCAUGACUAAGCCGCUUCCGGCGAACCAGAGCAGCGCACGGAAACGCCGUUUACCUUCCCGUCGUAGCGGUACCUAUUUAUCUACUUGCACUUUGACAUGCUUUCGAACUGGUAGGUUGGCAGGAGCAGGGACUGAGCAACGGGAGCUCACCCCAUCGCGGGGAUUCGAACUGCCAACCUUCUGAUCAGCAAGUCCUAGGCUCUGUGGUUUAACCCACAGCGCCACCCGCGUCCCAGCAUAUAAAUUACUUAAUAAAUAAAUACAGAAUUAAAAUAAAUAAAAUGGGAUACUAAGCCACAAAGUAUAAUUUUAUUUUGUAAAACAACUUAACUUCCAUGCGUGUGUGUAUGUCAUGUGCGACACAGGACCGGGUCUGAUUUCUUCACAUUAAUCUACAUGAACAAGACGUCCCCACCCCGCACCCCACCCAGUUUAGGUGGGAAUAAGUCAUAAAAAGGGAAGGGAAAAAUGGCUAGGGAGGGUGGGGAAUAUGGGGUGUUUCUUACCUUUACUGUUUUCAUUUUUAGCUUUGUAAAACUAUGAGAUUCAGUUUUUAAAAGAAGAGUGUGGAGAGGAAGGAGAUCUAGCAAAGUUCUGGCUUUUCCCCAUGAUGGCUCCUUCAAUGCUUUCUAUUUUUUAAAAUCAAAUUCUUUCAAAUUGUUGGUGCCCCUGCUUUGCGGAUGCCUUAAACCAGGGGUAGGCAACCUAAGACCCGGGGGCCGGAUGUGGCCAAAUCACCUUCUAAAUCCGGCCUGCGGAUGUUCCGGGAAUCAGCGUGUUUUAGAAUGAGUAGAAUGUAUCCUUUUAUUUAAAAUGCAUCUCUGAGUUAUUUGUGGGGCAAGUUUUUGACCCCUGCCUUAAACCAUGUGCUCAAUUUGCCUGUUGUGCCAUCCAGCCCUUGGCACUAGGGUUUGCUCUGCCUUGCAGGUGGGAAGUCCAUGAUGGUCUGUCAUAAGAACAUAAGCAGAGCCAAUGGCCCAUCUAGUCCUGCCUCCUGUUCUCACAGGGGCCAGCCACACACCUAUGCGAAGCCUGCGACCAGGAACUGAGCACAUGAGCAAUUCUCCCCUCCUGUGGUUCCCAGAAACGGGCAUUCACAAGCCUUGCUGCCUCCAACUGUGGAAGGCAGAGCAGAGCCGUUGUCGUGCGCUGACUGCCUGUCCGUGCCUGUUCCAGGUCUCGAGCAGGUGCUGGAGUUCAUGUACACAUCCAAGCUGAACCUGAGCCUAGAGAACGUGGAGGACGUCUUGGCUGUGGCCGGCUUCCUUCAGAUGCAGGAGAUCAUCAGCGCUUGCAACUCCCUGAGGACUCUUUCGGCGCCGGCAGAAGCUGCAGUGGAGAGCCCGGGAGACCCCCCGACAGCUGGUAUGGGGCUGUGGUUGUAAUUGUAUGAGCAGGGAGGUAACGGGGCACUGCUCUAGAUUUCUGGGCGAUCUCUGGUUAGAUCUCUGGAGAUUGGUCCAUGAGCCCCAAAAGGGGGUCUCAGUCCAAUAUUUAUUUAUUUAUAUUUUAACAAAAAGUUUUAUUUAUAAAGAACUACAAUUCAACACCAGUGUAGAAAAGUUAUUGAAAAUUAUGCAAGCACGAAUUAAGUAACUGGCUUCAUUCUUCACUCUUCAGACACCAGUGGUAGAAUUGAGAGGGAUACCAUUAAACCACUGCAUAUUUUCUUCUAUAGGUUUAAAGGUUAAAAUAAUAAGCAAAACAGACUCAGUAGCUAUUUCUAGUAAGAAGCACUCUGUAGAAGAGUAAUAUGGUCUCCUUUUAACAUGAUUCGACCCAGCUGUUUCCUUGAUUUUGUCUUGGAGUGAAUCUCCUCAGCAACAUCCAGAAUCAAGUUCAUAUAUUCAUCAAAUCCAGUAAUACAGCCUUCUAUCCUCAUGUUCACCUGUUCAUACAGCCACAACUGAAUUCUGGACCUAUUCUGUAGGUAUCUGAAGAUGAGGUUGACACCAUCACUUUCUGCAUCUUCUGGCCUUGCCAUGGCCGGCAGCUGGGCUGGGAACGACCCCUGACAGGACGAGCUGACUUAGGCAGGACGGGGCAGCCAACGGUCAACUCCUCUCCCUCCUCGCUUUAUCCCUCCCGAAUAUUUGUUUUUGUUGUUAUUAUUAUGAUUAUUGGAAGUGGAAGGGAACCCAUGUAUCUUCUAGUCUAAGCUCCUACAAUGCAGGAAUCUCAGCUAGAGCUUCCAUUACAGAUGGCCACACAGCCUCUACUUAAAAACCGUGCUGGACUUGUAACAGGCUAAAGGAAUAUUGGGAAAUAAUUUAUAAUGAAUUGGAAAAAAAAAUGGUUAAGUACCUUUCCAAAAAAAUCAGAAUCCUUCUUGUUGGGGAUAAUUCAGAUGGAAAUUCCCAGCUGUCAAAAAAGACUACAGUGGUACCUCUAGAUAUGAACGGGAUCUGUUCUGGAGCCCUGUUCGCAUCCAGAAGCAAACGUAACUAGCGACGGCAUGUCUGCACACACGCGCGUUGCUUUUUGCCGCUUCUGCUCAUGCGUGUGAUGUCAUUUUGAGCGUCUGCGCAUGCACAAGCGGUGAAACCCAGAAGUAACGCACUCCAUUACUUCCGGGUUGCUGCGGAGCGCAACUCGAACGUGCUCAACAUGAAGCAUAUUCAACCCGAGGUAUGACUGUAUUUAUGUAUGCCACUCCUGUGGCCCGUGUUUUGUUAGCCCAAAAAUGGAAAAUGAGAGAGGUCCCAUCCAAAGAAGAAUGGCAACUUAAACUGAUAGAAUAAACACAGCUUGCAGAAUUAACUUAUAGAAUAAGAGAACAAGAAGAACAUACGUUUAAAGAUGAUUGGAAAAUGUUUAUUGAAUAUAUGGGUGAAAAUUGUGUACAUUUAAAAACGCUGGCAGUAUUAGAUAAAUUAAACAGUGUAGAUAAUUUUUGAUGUAUCUAACAAUGAACUACUGAAUGGUUUAGCUUAUGUAAAAUAUGCAGGGAUUUAUGGUAUGUAAGUUGAGCCAUGGAAGGAGAAUAGGGGAAGUCAUUUGAGGUUGUUUAAAUGAAUAUUCUAAAAUGUAAAAUAGAAAAGCUUAAUAAAAAUUAUACAAAAAACAAAAAUCACCUGCCAAGGAAGGAGAGUUCUCUCACCUGUUCCUCAUAAAGAUUGGUUUCCAGACCCUUGAUCAUCUUGAUAGGGUAGAAUACAGCUGUUGCAUCACACAGCUGGCUUAUGUUAAGCUUGUGGUCCACCAAGAGGGAAUCUGUAGGGAGACCCCCACCUUGGCCUGAUCCAGCAGGGCGUUCCUCACCCUUCUCUCCCCCAGCACCUCCUCAAGUUCUUGUCAUCAUGGCAGCCCUUGUGCCCAUUGUGCAGAUGGGGUAAGUGGGUGGGGGCUCAGCAUCUGGUAGGUCAUAGCUGAGAGGAGCCUGUCCUAGUUGGUUUUGGCCCCUCUCUUUCCUAGGGCAGGAGAAAACGGCUGGUGGGGGUAAAGAGACGACAGAGACCCCCCGGGAUCUGGAGGAGACCCCACAGCCCCUACCCAGCAGCAUCCAGAAGGAGGCGGCCAUGGAGCCCACAGAGGAACAAGAGGAGGAGGAAGAGGAGGCUGAAUGUGCAGCUGGCAAGGGCUCAGGUAGGCACCGGGAACCAGGGGUCUUGGAUAGAGCCGGACUAAAUAAUAAUAAUAAUAAUAAUAAUAAUAAUAAUAAUAAUAAUUUAUUACAGUGGUGCCCCGCAAGACGAAUGCCUCGCAAGACGGAAGACCCGCUAGACGAAAGGGUUUUCCGUUUUGGAGGUGCUUCGCAAAAUGAAUUUCCUAUGGGCUUGCUUCGCAAGACGAAAAUGUCUUGCGAGUUCUUGCAGGGUUUUUUUCCUUUCCCCCUUUUUCCCAAGCCGCUAAGCCGCUUAUCAGCUGAGCCGCUAAGCCGCUUAACAGCUGAUCUGCUAAGCCGCUUAUCAGCUGAUCCGCUAAGCCGCUAAUAGCGCUAAUCCGCUAAACCGCUAAUGGGCUUGCUUCGCAAGACGAAAAAACCGCAAGACGAAGAGACUCGCAGAACGGAUUCUUUUCGUCUUGCGAGGCACCACUGUAUUUAUACCCCGCCCAUCUGGCUGGGUUUCCCCAGCCACUCUGGGCGGCUUCCAACUGAAUAUUAAAAACAGUACAGCAUCAGACAUUAAAAACUUCCCUAAAGAGGGCUGCCUUCAGUUGUCUUUUAAAAGUAAAAUAAAUAUGUGUAAAUCAUAUUUGUCUGCAUUGUGGUAUUUUCACAAUCUGCCCUGGAAGUGUUUGGUGAAGGGCACAAACAGUAAAUAAGCAAAUGAAAACUUUCGUUCAGUUGAAACACUCCUGCUUGGUCCUUGGAAGGUAAAAGAUAAAGGUAAAGAGACCCCUGACCACUAGGUCCAGUCGUGACCGACUCUGGGCUUGCGGCACUCAUCUCGCUUUAUUGGCCGAGGGAUCCGGCGUACAGCUUCCGGGUCACGUGGCCAGCAUGACUAAGCCACUUGUGGCGAACCGGAGCAGCGCAUGGAAACGCCGUUUACCUUCCCACUGGAGUGGUACCUAUUUAUCUACUUGCACUUUGACGUGCUUUUGAGCUGCUAGGUUGGCAGGAGCUGGGACAGAGCAACGGGAGCUCACCCCGUCGCGGGGAUUCGAACCGCCGACCUUCUGAUCGGCAAGUCCUAGGCUCUGUGGUUUAACCCACAGCGCGACCCGGGUUCAAAUCCUGACGUCUCCAGAGAGCCCGCCACCAGUCAGUGCAUGUGAUGCAGGGCCAAAUGGACCAGUGUCGCUUCCUGAGCCUCUGUUUAAAUCAGCCCUUUAUGUGGAGCCGCAAGGGCUCGUGUUUCCUUCAUUUUCAGUAGCUGAGUGGUAGAACACCUGCUUUGCAUGCAGGAGGUCCUGGUUUGUUCCCCGUACCACCAGGUUUGGCUGAGAAUGUUCCCUGCCUUGUGGGCUGCUGCCCAUCGGUGUGGGCAAUACUGAGCUUGGCUGAGCAGUGGUCUGAUUUGGUACCAGGGGACUUCCUUUGGGAGAAGCCUCCAUGUGGUGGGGAGAGAGCUGGCUUGGGAUCACGGCAGCAAUUUAUAAAAAAAAAAACCACCUCUAUUCCAGUCCUCUCCCAAAGCUCAGGGCACACUGAAACAUCUCAGAACAAAACCUAAAAAUCUGUUUCGAAACCUUGGGUGCCUUGCCUGAUGCAAUGAAAUGGGCCAAAAAUCCAAGUAGAGCUUAUUUGAAGAAGCUUCAGAAGUCUCUUACAGAGAAUAAAAAGGCCCCCCAAGGGCCAUCUAGUCCAACCCCCUGCAAUGCAGGAAUCGCAGCCCAGUAAUCCGGGUGUGGUACGGCCUUCCCCCACAACCUCCAGAUGUUUUGGGUGUUGUAGUCCAAAACAUCUGGAGGGCAGCAAGUUGGGGAAGGCUGGUGUGGGAUCUGAAGACCCAAGAGGAGGAAAUUCAAACUAAAUCUUUAGGAAGACUGCAUUACUCAGCGUUCAUGAGAUCUAGCACCUUGGGUGGGACUUGAUUUUAACAUUUGCAGCAGGCUUCAUCUGUUAGCCGAGGAUGUCUGUUCGCUUCCCUCCCCCAUCAAAUCCUGCCCUGCUUCCUGUUCCCUCUCUCAGAUUUGUUGCCCCUUAUCCCCGUGGCUGUUGGUCACUAGUGCUGAGGGGUAUGUGACCAGCUCCUCUCUUUUUUUCAGCUGUGGAAGACGACGUCUCCUCCCCAGUGCCUGAGACCUCGCAGACGGAAGACUCCUCCCCUGGGGAAAGCAGCGAUGCCCCAAAACUUGCCCUUUCGAGGGCUGCAGAGGAUGGUGAGUGGCAACAGAAGCAGGGCGGAAAGCCUCUCUUGGGUGCUUCUGGGGGUGAUCUCUGUGUGGCACCCAAAGGAUCUUUGCUUUCCCUUUGCCCAUGACGCCUGUAGGUCAAGAGGGCACCAAGCGAGAUUCCUUUCGGAAAGAACAUUCUUGUAUCACCUCAGAAGGGCAACAGAUGAGGCUUGCAGGAUCCAGGUUCAUAGAAUCAGAGAAUUAUUAUUAUUAUUAUUAUUAUUAUUAUUAUUAUUAUUAUUAUUUUAUUUAUACCCCGCCCUUGCCAGCCAGAGCUGGGCCUAGGGCGGCUAACACCAGUAAAAUUACAAUAAAAACAUAAUAUGGGGGGGGGGGGGUUUAAAAAAAAAGGUUAAAAUGCAGCCUCAUUUUAAAAGUAGCCCAUGGAAUUGCGGAGUUGGAAGGGAUCCCUGAGGUUCAUCUAGCCCAACCCCCUGCAAUGCAGGGAUCCAAGCUGAAGAUUUCAGGAAGAUGGCCUUCGAGUAUCUGAAAGGCUGCCAGCGGGGGGGGAAGGCAGAGCAGACCUUUGUUCUCUCUGUUCCUCCAGAGGGCAGAGCAUGCAGGUGGACAAGCAGGGAGGCAGAUUUUGGCAAAACCUUAGAGGGCUCCUUUGGCCAGGGGGGCACCACCCACCUCAGGCUCAGAAGCAUCACCUGGGCGUCCUUCUGUUGGGGAGGGGGCUGUACGUUGCAGGAUCCCGAUCCUUAGCAGAGGGUCAGGCUAGAUGCCCUCCAGAAACCCCGCCCGCCUUGCCGAUUUUGUGAAUGUAAUCCCGGAGCGUACAGGGGGAAGGGUUUUUGGGGAGGCAGCUGCAGCCGCCUAGACACUAUUGGCUCCCACAAGAUGGCGUCUAGCGCAGGUGGCCCACUAGACUGCUUCUUUCUCUCUGUGUCUCUAGCUGAGCCCUCUGACCUGAAGCUGCCCUCUGAGAUGGAGGUAGAGCUGGAAGGCAAGGGCGAGGGGACCGUGCUGCCGGAGGCCGAGGUACCUUCCCAGGCCCACGAGGCCCAGCUGGCCAACGGCAACUCCCAGGAUGAGGAAGAGUCGGGGGGCACGGACUCCGGGGCAGAGAACGCAGGGGAGGCCCGGCUUCUGCGCUCGGGGACCUACAGUGACAGGACCGAGUCCAAGACCUACGGGUCGGUCACCCACAAGUGCGAGGUGAGAGAUUAUCAUUUCAAAAAAUGCAUACUAUGCUGAGCACUGGACGGUUGGCCCAACAGCAUCUGCUGCAGCCGCCUUUUGCAGCCUAACUUUCUGCAGCUGAAAUAUGAUGUGGCGUGGACCUUCUACCCCAGAAUGUUUUACUUUGAUGUUGAACCAACAGUGAUAGGACAGGCAAACCAUGUCCAGUGGUGCCUCAGGUUACAUACGCUUCAGGUUACAGACUCCGCUAACCCAGAAAUAUUACAUCGGGUUAAGAACUUUGCUUCAGGAUGAGAACAGAAAUCAUGCUCCGGCGGCGCAGCAGCAGUAGGAGGCCCCAUUAACUAAAGUGGUGCUUCAGGUUAAGAACAGUUUCAGGUUGAGUACGGACCUCUGGAAUGAAUUAAGUACUUAACCUGAUGUACCACUGUAUUUCACUAUCAGCCGUAAGUUGUUGGGGGUUUUUGCAACAAAACCUGGUUGCUGUUACCAACCACCUUGAAUAGCUCACUGGGCCAAUUUUAAGAAAGGCCAGAUCCUGUCCUUAUGGCCUGGGUGACCUGUAUGCUUGAUCAGUAGCCACACUCCUCAGUUGUCUCUCGAGACAGACAGAUGCCAAACAGUAGGACAGAUCCUUUAUGACAUUGAAGAGAAGUAAGAGGCUCUCCAGUUGAGAGUAUGGUAGACGAAGGAGCCAUUUCAAAUUCAGCAGCAACAUCUUGCAUCUUGCCAACGUUACCUGUCCAUUUGCUGUUGGACAAGGCCUCCCUAUCGGAUGCCAUGAUCACGUGUCACAGGGGGAACUCGUUGGUGUGGAGGGCACAAACCAACCAGAUCAGCUUAUGACUGAGCUUGACCUCUACCUGAUGGCACCACCCUUCUGACUGGUGUGAACAUUUGUAGAAUCGCCUCUAACAACCUGCAGGUGGGUUAUCAGUGCCCUUCGACAAGAUUACAAGCAAUAACUCGUAAUCAAUGCAAUUCUGGGCUGCAUCAAUAGGAGUAUAGCAUCUAGAUCAAGGGAAGUAAUAGUGCCACUGUAUUCUGCUCUGGUCAGACCUCACCUGGAGUACUGUGUCCAGUUCUGGGCACCACAGUUCAAGAAGGACACUGACAAACUGGAACGUGUCCAGAGGAGGGCAACCAAAAUGGUCAAAGGCCUGGAAACGAUGCCUUAUGAGGAACGGCUAAGGGAGCUGGGCAUGUUUAGCCUGGAGAAGAGGAGGUUAAGGGGUGAUAUGAUAGCCAUGUUCAAAUAUAUAAAAGGAUGUCACAUAGAGGAGGGAGCAAGGUUGUUUUCUGCUGCUCCAGAGAAGCGGACACGGAGCAAUGGAUCCAAACUACAAGAAAGAAGAUUCCACCUAAACAUUAGGAAGAACUUCCUGACAGUAAGAGCUGUUUGACAGUGGAAUUUGCUGCCAAGGAGUGUGGUGGAGUCUCCUUCUUUGGAGGUCUUUAAGCAGAGGCUUGACAACCAUAUGUCAGGAGUGCUCUGAUGGUGUUUCCUGCUUGGCAGGGGGUUGGACUCAAUGGCCCUUGUGGUCUCUUCCAACUCUAUGAUUCUAUGAACUUCAGCUGGUUUUUCUUUCUUUGAGCCUUUCUCCGGAGUGAAGUGGUAGAGAUAUAUUCCACCUGGCUCACUGCGCACAGAAGAAGGCGACAGUGGUGUGGUGGCAGCUGUGGCACGCAGGCCCAACACCAUAUCUGAUGCUCUGCAGAACAUUAUGCAUCUCUAAUGUGUUGUACUCUGUCUUUUUAUGCGAAGUGGAAAUCAUACUUGGUUUUCCUAAUGUCACUUCAUGACUUCCAUUAUUUCCAUCCUGAGCAUCUUUGCUCUUCAUUUUCAUCAGCAGAUUUUUUUUGUAUUUAAUUUGAUGGCAUUGAUGCAUUCUGCUUAUUUCUGCUUAUAUUCAGCAAGCUGCCUUCUCUUGUCUUCUUGUUGCUUCUGCUCUUUGUCUGUUAUGCUCAGGCAGAUCGGGCAAGCCAAUCUGAUGGUGCAAUCGCUUUUUGAUGAUUUUUAUGCAAUUUCACGCAUAUUUUUUCCCAUGAAAAAUAGUAACGCAAGUUUAAAACCAUUGAAAAGUCCUCGUAUUUUUUACAUAGCUGUUUACCAAACUAAAUUAUAUUAAUUAAACUGCAAUAGGUUUUGAAUUCCUGAGUCGUGUAACAAAUUUUUUUAUCACCCCUCAUUUUGGGAAUUUUGAAAGUUGGAAAAUUUGGCAUUUGUCCACUUGCGAGGGGGCUUCCUUGGGACCAGCCGCUUAUGCCGCCUCCUCCUUCUCCCCCCCCCCCAACAGGACUGCGGGAAGGAGUUCACUCACACUGGCAACUUCAAGCGGCACAUCCGGAUCCACACCGGGGAGAAGCCCUUCACCUGCCGCGAGUGCAGCAAGGCCUUCUCUGACCCAGCAGCCUGCAAGGCGCAUGAAAAGACACACAGGUAGGUGUCCAGUGACCAGCGAGGCUGAUCCAGGAGGGGAAGGCAUUGCGGUAGAACGGGCAGCCUCGUGAAGGAAGGGGCGGAAGGAUUCCCGUUGGCAGUCGGGGCAGCCGUGCGAUGCCCGUGCUGACAGCUCAGCCUUCCCUGCCCAGCUUCCGUCUGCAUAAAUGGCGCAAAUGCCGACGAUGCGCAUCCUCCCAGGGUUGUGGGGAGGCUGCAUGAGCCUCCGACCUCUUGGUUGGCAUUACCAGCAGAUCUUCUCGGCUGUAGUUAAUCAAAGCUGACAUUUGCACCCAGGACCACCUCCUGCCCUUAAAAUCAUGAUUAGGUAAAGGUAAAGGGACCCCUGGCCAUUAGGUCCAGUCGUGACCGACUGGGGAUGCGGCGCUCAUCUCGCUUUAUUGGCCGAGGGAGCCGGCGUACAGCUUCCGGGUCAUGUGGCCAGCAUGACUAAGCCACUUCUGGCAAACCAGAGCAGCGCAUGGAAACACCGUUUACCUUCCCGCCGGAGUGGUACCUAUUUAUCUACUUGCACUUUGAUGUGCUUUCGAACUGCUAGGUUGGCAGGAGCAGGGACCGAGCAACGGGAGCUCACCCCAUCACGGGGAUUCGAACUGCCGACCUUCUGAUCGGCAAGUCCUAGGCUCUGUGGUUUAACCCACAGUGCCACCCGCGUCCCUAAAAUCAUGAUUAUUCAUUAAAUUUGUAAACCGCCCAAUACCCACAGGUCUCAGGGCGGUUCACAAUAUGAAAUCGCAAGAUGAAAACACAAAAUACAUAAAUAAAACAAAAACAACCACAGCCUUUGAGGUGCCAGCCCGUCCUACUAAGCACCAAGCUGUUCUGUAAAAACACCUUACUGUUGUGCCACCCUGCAGCAAGGGGUUCCGCCGGUUAACGGCAUCUUUUCUUUCUGCAAAGCUGUCCUUCAUUCCCUCUUGCCCACCCUGAAUUCUCCCGCAGCAGCGUAAUUACGCUUCUGUUAGUUGUGGAGUCAGGUGGGCCGGUAGCAUCGGUGACCCUUCCUUCUCCCUCUCCCCCGUUCUCCCAGCCCCCUGAAGCCAUACAGCUGUGAGGAGUGUGGCAAGAGCUACCGCCUCAUCAGCCUGUUGAACCUGCACAAGAAGCGCCACACCGGGGAGGCCAAGUACCGCUGCGAGGACUGCGGCAAGCUUUUCACCACCUCGGGCAACCUGAAACGCCACCAGCUGGUCCACAGCGGGGAGAAGCCCUACCGGUGUGACUACUGCGGCCGCUCGUUCUCUGACCCCACCUCCAAGAUGCGCCACUUGGAGACCCACGACACCCACAAGGAGCACAAGUGCCCCCAUUGCGAGAAGAAGUUCAACCAGGUAAGGCUGGAGGGCAGCUCCCCUGCUCGGGCUGGGGGGGACGGUGGAACGCCUGCGGGGGUUUGGGACCACCCCCCACCCCCUCUCAAAGCCGGUCUCUCGCCUUUGCUGCCAGGUGGGGAACCUCAAGGCCCACUUGAAGAUCCACAUUGCCGAUGGACCCCUCAAGUGCCGGGAGUGCGGAAAGCAGUUCACUACGUCAGGUAUGUGGCUCUUGGGGGUCGCCCAGACGGGCUGGGUGGACCCCAGCCUCCUUUGCCCGCAGCCCAUCUGGGGCCUGUGUCGAGGGAGCUGACACAGAGCACAGUCCAUUUGCAGAUCAGAGAGAAAUGAGGCAACGUGAGCUCACUUGCAGUUAGUUGUUUGGUUAAGGAAUCGGAACAGAAAACAUACAGAGACCUCUGAGAUAUACUCCACUAUAGCAAGCAGUUGCUUGGGCUGUUUUGCACCUCCCACUUUACUCCAUUCCCUGCGUUUUGGGCCCCUCUAUAGUGGACGCAGGUGGCGCUGUGGGUUAAACCACAGAGCCUAGGACUUGCCGAUCAGAAGGUCGGUGGUUCGAAUCCCCACGAUGGGGUGAGCUCCCGUUGCUCGGUCCCUGCUCCUGCCAAUCUAGCAGUUUGAAAGCACAUCAAAGUGCAAGUAGAUAAAUAGGUACCACUCUGGCGGGAAGGUAAGCGGCAUUUCUGUGCACUGCUCUGGUUUGCCAGAAGCGGCUUAGUCAUGCUGGCCACAUGAACCGGAAGCUGAACACCAGCUUCCUCGGCCGAUAAAGUAAGAUGAGCGCCGCAACCCCAGAGUUGGCCACGACUGGGCCUAACGGUCAGGGGUCCCUUUAUCUUUACCUUUAUAGUGGCCUCCAAGGGCCCCUCUCUGUCUCUGCCUGGCUCUCUGUUAUGUGUAGCAAAGAGGAGCCAGCAGGCUGUCGGCAGAAACACUGGCAGGGGUGAAGCUGCCACGUCUGACUCCUGUCUUUACUCCGUGUUGGGGCACCUGAAUGUUUCCCCCUUUUCCUCAGCCUCCAAACUCCCAGCCUCUAGUACCUCCCAGCUCUUCCCCUCCUCUGGGGUGUGUCCAGUUGUCCACCACCAGGAGGCCUGGAUCCAAAUCCUCUCCCUCGGCGCUUUCCCUGGGGAAAGGCGGUUUCCACCACUCCUCCUGAUCUAGCCAGUCUCCAUAUGUAAAGAAAUACAGUGGUGCCUCGCAAGACGAAAUUAAUCCGUUCCGCAAGAGUCUUCGUCUAGCGGUUUUUUCGUCUUGCGAAGCAAGCCCAUUGACGGAUUAGCGCUAUUAGCGCUAUCAGCUGUUUAGCGGCUAUUAAAGGCUUAAAGGCUUAGGGGAUUAGCUGCUAAAAGGCUAUUAAAGGCUAUUAAAGGCUUAGCAGAUUAGAUAAAGGGUGGGGUGAAAGCGAAAAAAAAUCUCAGGACUCGCAAGGUAUUUUCGUCUUGCGAAGCAAGCCCAUAGGGGAAUUCGUCCUGCGAAGCAACUUCAAAACGGAAAACCCUUUCGUCUAGCGGUUUUUCCGUCUUGCGAGGCAUUCGUCUUGCGGGGCACCACUGUAUACAAUAAUAAGAUUACAUUCAUUUGGAAAAAAAGAAUAUACAACAGGAAGUCUAGUGUGUUGGUAUGUAUAUAAUCUUUUGGGGGGGAAUUGUUUUUGUUUUUUCUUGUUUUUUUGUUUGUUUCAUUUUCUUUCCAGGUAUAUAAAAUUUGUAUAUAAUUUUUGUAUACAUGUUGGAAAUUAUAUGAUAGUAAGUCCUGUAAUGUAAUAUGGCAACGUUUACCGAUGUAAUAUAUGAAUGUUAACAAAUAAAUAAAAUGCAAAUUCAAAAAAUAAUAAUAAUCUAGCCAGUCUCCGACAGCCUGCUCAAGGCCUCUCCAUACUUCCUCCUCCUUCGCCCGCAGGCAACCUCAAGCGACACCUGCGCAUCCACAGUGGGGAGAAACCGUACAUCUGUGUGCACUGCCAGCGGCAGUUUGCCGACCCAGGGGCUCUGCAGCGCCACGUCCGCAUCCACACGGGUGAGUUUGGCCAAGGGGGCGCUUCCUUCAUUUCCUGGGUGGUCAGAGAAGGCGUUGUAGCUGUUACCUCCCAGCCGGGUGGCUCUCCCAGGCCUGACCUGCUAGGGCUCAUAGGAUCAUAGAGUUCUAUGGAGUCGGAAGGGAAGGAGAGUCCGCCGCUUCCCCAGGCCUCUGUCAAACAGCUCCUACUGUUCUUCCUCGUGUUCAGUUGCAAUCUCCUUCCUUAUCAUUAGAAUCUGUUGGUUCAAGUUACGUGGAAAUUCCAGCUAAACAUUGUGGGAAUGUUAAGGAUAGUAGGAAAGGAUAUAUUGAAUAAGUAUUAUCCUUCCUUCACUCAUGCUAUGCCCGUCUAAUGUUCGUAUAUACCUUGUCAAUAGUAUUUUCUCCCCUUGUUGCACACUGCCUUCUGGAAGAAGGUACAGGGUUAUAAAGACUAGGACUAGCCACCUGAGAAACAGUUUCUACCCAAAUGCAAUUCUGGUUUUAAACGCAGUAUAAGGGGUCUCUAUAGGAGUAUAUUGUAUUUUAAAAUGGGGUUUCAGAGUUUUUAGGAGGUUUUGAAUGUCUUAUGUAGAUUUUUCAAUUUCAUUGUUCUGUAUGGGACAAUGACAAUAAAGAUAUUGUAUCAUAACUUAAAAAGAAGUGAUGUAGCAGAGCAGAUUCCCCUCAAUAUAGCUGGAAGCUAGUUUGCAGAUUCAUUUGAAUCUCUUAGUUAAGAUUAUUUCCUGGUGUCCCCUUUAAUCCCUCUUAAAAGAAUAAAGACACAAGAGUCUUUCUGAGUAAAGUAACUCACAUUUUAAUUCAAGAUAUGAUCCCUGAAAGGCAGGAUUUACUUUAGUGGUUACACAAGCAAAGUGUGAGUUAAUCUCAUAGGGAAACUGAACUCAUGUGCUGCUGGCUGAGAGCCAGCAGACAGCAAAAUAACAUUAAGAUAACAAAAUGGCUGCAGGAGAGCAGCGUGGCAGCAAAAGAACAACAACAAGAGAGAGAAUAAGACGACUGAGAAAAUGGCUGCAUGACUCAACUCUUUUAUGGAGUCAGCCAGAGCCACGCGCAUGUCCCAGGUCACAUGCAGGGGGAGGCUGCUCCAGGCCAGUGGAACAGGAAGUUACGCUGCCUGGAUGUCCCCCUGCCUGUGCCCACUCUUGGGAAAUCAGGAAUGUUGCCCUUGACUGUACCAAGAGAUUACACCCCACAAACAUUAGGAAGAUGUGGGAGGGACAACCUCAGAAGAUUGAACCUUGGACCUUCUGCAUGCAAACUUGGAGCUCUGACCCUGAGCCGUGGUCUCUUUCCUUAACAAUAAAGCAAGCUUGUAGUCCUCAAGCCAUCCAAGUAGGUGGCCAGCCCUGUGCCCCCGUGAUGUUACCCUCCCCUCCCUUCUCUCCCCAGGCGAAAAGCCCUGCCAGUGCCUGAUCUGUGGCAAGGCCUUCACUCAAGCCAGCUCCCUCAUUGCCCAUGUGCGCCAGCACACCGGGGAGAAGCCUUACGUCUGCGAGCGCUGCGGCAAGAGGUGGGCCCCUCUCUUGGCUCUUGGCCUGGCCUAGGGAGAGCUUCAGGGGUCAUCUUCAUCCAUCCUGGACUGGGGGCUGUGUUUUUGCAUGGUGGGAGGAGGCGAUCUGUACCAUGUGCUAAAACAAAGUAUUUGUGUUGGGCUUUGGGGGGGGGGUUGCUAAACAUGGAGGCAGGGCGGGAGAUUAAACUGGGCCCUCCAAUUAUUUUAUAUAGAUAUAUGCUUAGAUAGGGACGCAGGUGACGCUGUGGGUUAAACCACAGAGCCUAGGACUUGCUAAUCAGAAGGUCGGCGGUUCGAAUCCCCGCAACGGGGUGAGCUCCCGCUGCUCGAUCCCUGCUCCUGCCAACCUAGCAGUUUGAAGGCACAUCAAAGUGCAAGUAGAUAAAUAGGUACCGCUCUGGCGGGAAGGUAAACGGCGUUUCCGUGCGCUCCUCUGGUUCGCCAGAAGCAGCUUAGUCAUGCUGACCACAUGACCCGGAAGCUGUACGCCGGCUCCUUCGGCCAAUAAAGCGAGAUGAGCGCCGCAACCCCAGAGUCGGCCAUGACUGGACCUAAAGGUCAGGGGUCCCUUUACCUUUUACCUAUGCUUAGAGAAGCCUGUCUGAAUGCUUAGAAAGUCAAGGUGAAUUUUAGCUCGUUUCAGUAGCUUAACUUUUUGGACUAUUGUUGAAGGAAAAAGAAAAUCUUGUUUUGUGUUUUUGCAAACCACUUUGAGGUUUGUUGGUUUGUUUUACAGUCAAGCAGCCUAUAAAUUCUGUUAAAUAAAUCCAGGGAAACAUUUUGAAUACCUAGAAGUCCUGUACACGUUUCAGUUCUGUUUCUGUGCCUCCCCCCUUCAGGUUCGUCCAGUCCAGCCAAUUGGCCAACCACAUCCGUCACCACGACAACAUCCGCCCCCACAAGUGCAGCGUCUGCAACAAGGCCUUCGUGAACGUGGGUGACCUCUCAAAGCACAUCAUCAUCCACACAGGUGAGUCCGGCUGUAGGGAGAGCCCUGGGGCAGCUGCAUCUAGCCAGGUCCACUCCAGCCUCCUGUCUGUUAGUGCAUGAGCACCAACUCUUUCUUCAACUUGGCAGAGUUACUCAAAGACUUCCUGCACAGGAGCAUCAGUGCAGCCUUCUCUUGGUAAAUUCCCAUAACAGGAAUAACCACCGUUCCUAUCCAGUUCUUUCCUUAAAUUCUUUAUUAUUUACAUUGCAAGUUGCAUAUAAAAUAAGAAACAGAACUACCGUGGUACCUCGGUUUUCGAACGUCUCCAUUGACGAACAUUUGGGUUUUCAAACGCCAUAAACCCGGAAGUAAAUGCUUCAGUUUUCAAACACACCUCCCAAGUCGAACACGUUACAUGGCUUCCACUGAGUGCAAGAUCCUGAGGCCUGGCUGCUGCCUAUUGAGUUUCCGGUUUUUGAAUGUUUUGAAACAGUUUUCGAUCUUCCAUAAUGGAUUACGUUCAAAAACCGAGGUACCACUGUAUAUGCAGAUCUCUGCACCUUUCAGCUAUUUGGCCAGAGAGACAGGCUCACAAACUUUCUCAUAUUCUGGCAGGCGCACUCCGCCGCAUGCCCUGAUAAAGAUGCCUGGAGAGAAUUCUUGUCACUAGGCAGAUGUUUUAGGUGUGCUUCAAGGCGGUUUCAAGUUUAUUUUGGCAAGACACCAACACUGUCUUCCCGCUGGCCAGCCUGAUGCCCCACGGAGAAGCCCCUGAGCGAGACCCAAGUGCAACAGCAGCACCUUCCCCACUUCGUAUCCUUUGAGAGCGCAAACUGCCUCAAGACGGUGGAGGUAGAAUACAUAGGCACAGCGAGACUGCGAUAGUCAUGUGCAGAGCAGGGAGUGUUACGCAGUGGUGGGGCCCUGCUGGACCUCUCUGUGAGAGAGGCCAAAAUGAGAGGCAGCCAGCUGGCAGGUUGCUGAGGCCUCUGCCCCAUCCUGGACUCCCCGCAGGCGAGAAACCCUUCCUCUGCGACAAGUGCGGCCGCGGCUUCAACCGUGUGGACAACCUCCGCUCUCACGUCAAGACGGUCCAUCAGGGCAAGGCCGGGAUGAAGGUUCUGGAGCACGGGGAGGGUGACGAGUUCAACAUCGUGACCGUGGCUUCCGACGAGAUGGUGACUCUGGCCACGGAAGCCCUGGCGGCCACGGCAGUCACACAGCUGACAGGUGAGCGGGAGAUCCUGGCCUUGUCAUUCUCUUACCAAGGGCCUGAGGGAGGCUUGAGAACUCGGGCGGGGCUCUCCCCUUAAAAAAGAAUGCUUGCAACACUCGUGAGCGCCACGAGCAAUUUGCAUUUUCCUCCUCCCUUGCUUUAUUCUUUAUUACUCUAUUAUCCUUGGCAAAUAGAGGAGGUUGCAAAAGAGCUAGUAAACUGAAUUUUGAAAUCCAAACAAAUGAAGCCUUCUGGUUUUCACCCAGAGUUGAAUAGUUGUGGGCAGGGUGGCUUUUCUCCUUCUUCGCUCAUUGCCUACGCUGAGGAGCAGUAUCUCCAGUGUUUCAAAUGGGGAUGGGGUGUUUUUCCCAGCUGGAAAUGCUGCUGGAAACUGAAUGCCUAGGACCUGCCUGCCAAACAGAUGAUCUAACACACUGAAGCUACGGCCUCUUCCCUGUCCGUGGAACAAUCUUUGCUAGGGUAUUUAGUGUCUUCUCCCCCCUUCCCCCCUCCCCCAGUAUUUCAGUCCCUCCUUAAGCCCUCCCCGCUGCUAGGAAGGGUCCCCACCACAAUGCAAAGGGCCCCUCUGCUGGCCACGGGGCCUCCAUUGUGCCGCUCAACUCCCCCAUGGUUCUCCUCUGCAGUGGUCCCCAUGGCAGCGCCUGUCACAGCUGACGAGACGGAAGCCUUGAAGGCUGAAAUAACAAAGGCUGUGAAGCAAGUGCAGGAAGCAGGUGAGCAUCCAUCUGGGAGCAUUCGGGCCACUACCCCUCCAAAGGAGGCGCUUGGCUCAGCUUUCUACGUCACAGCUCAGACUGCGCAGAACACAAAAGUUGGGCUGUUUGUAGAAGCUUGCAGUAUAGAAAUCUGGCCACAAGGGUGCAGCACCCCAAUGUGUGACCAGCUGUUUUAUGCUCUUCCCCAUUCUUUGGCCUUUCAGGCGAUGGGGUUGAGCUUGAAAAGGGAUGCAACUCUUAACAGUUCUCAGAGAUGUUGGAUUUCUAGAGAGGGUCUAUUUUUCCUACCAUCCUUCAGUAAUGCAGCAAGGUGUGCCCUCCAGCUCUUUGGGGCUACAGCAAGUCCUAGGCUCUGUGGUUUAAUCCACAGCACCACCCGCGUCCCUGUUCAUCCAUGUAUCCCUAUAUAAAAGAGGAAAAUACUAAAAGCCAGCUUUUAAAUGUACCUAAAUACAGGUUCACGGUGGUGGUUUUUAAAAAGGUGCACGUAAAGGAAAAGAAGACGUGCUUAGUAACAGUAAGGAGCUUCACUCCUGGAUUCUCUCGUCUGCAAAGAGAAGGGCUUUGGUCAGGGGGGCUUUGCCCUAAAUUCACCUCUGCCACCUGCCAUGCUGUUGGGUCUGCUUACGCUCCAGCGGGGUGAGAACAGUAGGUGUGCACAAGUUUUCAAAGUGUACUUUUUUGUCAGGCUCAGUUGCACUAGACCAGGGGUCAGCGAACUUUUUCAGCAGGGGGACGGUCCACUGUCCCUCAGACCUUGUGGGGGGCCGGACUAUAUUUUGCAGAGAGAGAAAACAACGAAUUCCUAUGCCCCACAAAUACCCCCGAGAUGCAUUAUAAAUAAAAGAACACAUUCUACUCAUGUAAAAACACGCCGAUUCCCGGACCGUCUGUGGGCCGGAUUUAGAAGGUGAUUGGGCCGGAUCUGGCCCCCGGGCCUUAGUUUGCCUACCCAUGCACUAGACAUUUAAAAUGUCGUGCCACUUCAAACAAGUCCUGGCAGCCCCAAAAUAGCACCAAAGAACUGCAGUUCCCAGGAUUAAGUGUAGUGCAGAGAGCCCCGUUUCUCCCCCCAGAGCUACAUUUCUCAAGUGGUUUAACACUUAAUACCUCUUCGCAGGGACCUCUAGGAAUUGUAGUCCUGUGGGAGAGCCCUUACACCUUGCCUCAGCAUUUGUGACAAACUACACCUCCCUGGUUUCUUUACGGAAAGCUAUGAUUUGUAGGAUGGGUGGCUGGGGCUGUUUGAAGCGAUUCACCCAUGGCCCUACGGCUCGGCCUUUCUGUAUGACUGUCUCUGGGAUGAAGCACUUUCAAAGAAAACAGAUGGGACUGACCACCCCGGCUCUCCUGCAAUUUGCUGUCUUCUGGCUUUGUCCUGUCUUUCCAGAUCCAAACACCCAAAUCCUGUACGCUUGCGACUCCUGCGGGGAGAAGUUCCUGGAUGCCAACAGCCUGGCCCAGCACGUCCGCAUCCACACAGCCCAAGCCCUGGUGAUGUUCCAGGCAGACACAGACUUUUACCAGCAGUACGGUGCCCCCACUGCUGCCUGGCAGCCUGAACAGGUCAUUCCCUCAGGGGAGCUGCUCUUCCGCGCGAGGGAUGGCAACGAGGCCCAACCCACUUCUCUGCCCACAGAGGCCCCACAGACUGCAGAGUGAAGGGAGGGCUGGUUGCAGAGGGGCAAGGGGACCGGUAUGGAUUCUACUACAUGCUGCUCGUUCGGGGCGGCACGUGUGGUUUGGUUUUAAGGUGCUGCUGGCUGUUCCCUCCUUGCCCAUCCAAUGCCUCCAGCUUCACUCACAAGCAGCUAUUUUAAGGAGGUGACGACGGCGUUACCAAUGUAAAAAAAAAAAAAAAAAGGAUUAUUUCUGUAUUUUAGAAGCUCCUGCAUCUGUGUUAAUAUUUAGAAACAAAAUAAAGGCCAUUAUUUUCUAACGUCUGAUUCAAAAUG
Podarcis lilfordi (Lilford's wall lizard) is the source of this 22037-nucleotide messenger RNA. The record is from the annotation of a GenBank genome assembly. Lineage: Eukaryota; Metazoa; Chordata; Lepidosauria; Squamata; Lacertidae.